AUUGACCUGUAAAUAAAUCCGCUGAUGUUCCUGUGUCGGCUCCAGCAAUUGCGGAAAGAGCACUCGGUCAUUUUCAACUUGCAGAAGAGUCGACUGCAUUCCCUUAAAAGCCUUUCUCCAGGGACUUCUUAUUUAGCUAAUUUCACAGUGAACGUAGUUGUAAAAAUUACGACUUUUGAAAUGAGUGUAUAGCAGUUAGGAGGAGCAGCUCAACAGUAUCUUAGCUUAGCCCUGAACCAGUGAGCUGCUGAACUGGACGAGUUUAGAGAAGGUUUGGAUAUUAAGUUUAGCUAAGUUGAGUUUUUACACUAAAGUUUUUUUUCUUUAGCAUCCUAACAUGGAGUCAUUUGGAGCCAUUGGAGCCGUUCUUGGAUGCUCUGCGGGCAUUGUGGUGUGUGGGCUUGUGUGUGCAGCCUACAGACUUGGCUUAUUCUACCAGUUGUUUCACAAGACUGAAACAAAGAGUCCUCGACAUGGUGGCGAGAGCGUGGCAGAGGUCCUCCGCGCCCAUGGGGUCAAGUACGUUUUCACUCUUGUGGGUGGACACAUCUCACCUAUCCUGGUGGCUUGCGAGAAGGUGGGCAUCCGCAUUGUGGACACCAGACACGAGGCCACUGCUGUCUUCGCUGCUGAUGCUGUAGCAAGACUCUCAGGUACUGUUGGUGUAGCAGCGGUGACUGCUGGCCCAGGCCUCACUAACACAGUGACAGCAGUGAAGAAUGCUCAGAUGGCUGAAUCUCCACUGCUUCUCAUUGGGGGAGCUGCUGGUACACUACUUCAGGGAAGAGGAGCGUUACAAGAUAUUGACCAGAUGUCUCUUUUCAAGCCGCUGUGUAAGUUCUGUGCCUCCAUCAGAACUAUCAGAGAGAUCGUGCCUACGGUCAGGAAGGCUCUGGCCAUCGCCCAGUCUGGAACCCCUGGUCCUGUUUUCAUAGAGUUCCCCAUCGACACACUCUACCCCUUCCACCUGGUAUCCAAAGAGUUUGGGGUUAAGAACCCUCCCAAAGGCCUAAUGGGAAAAAUCGUCACAUGGUACCUCAACAACCACCUCAUGAACCUGUUUGCUGGAGCCUGGGAGACCAGAGAUGUGUCUCCGCUCCCAGUCAACAUCCCACAGGCCACAGAUGAUCAGGUACAAAGGUGCAUAGAGCUGGUGAGUCGAGCCAAGAAACCUGUUAUUCUGCUGGGCAGCCAAGCAACACUACCCCCAACACCAGUCAAUGACGUCAGGAAGGCAUUGGAGGACCUGGGCAUCCCCUGCUUCCUAGGGGGCAUGUCUCGUGGCAUGCUGGGUAAAGACAGUCCCAUCCACAUCAGACAGAACAGGAGAGAUGCUCUGAAGGAAGCUGAUGUGGUGGUCUUAGCAGGCACUGUGUGUGAUUUCCGCCUGAGCUACGGCAGGGUUCUCAACAGACGAAGCAAGGUCAUCGCUGUUAACAGGGACAAGACACAGCUGCUGAAAAACUCAGAUAUGUUCUGGAAACCAACCAUAGCAAUUCAGGGUGACGCUGGUUCAUUCUUAGUGCGGCUUUCCAAGGGCCUGAAGGGCCACCGCUGUCCAGAGGAAUGGCCUCAGAGUCUUAAAGUAGGAGAUGUUACCAAAGAAAAUACAAACCGGGCUAAAGCUGAUGAAAAGACAGAACACCAUCUAAAUCCAUUGAAAGUCCUCCACUGUGUGGAUGAGCUGAUGUCAGAGGACAGCAUCAUUGUUGCUGAUGGGGGUGAUUUUGUUGGAAGUGCUGCUUACAUAAUGAGGCCAAGAGGACCAAUGCGCUGGCUCGAUCCAGGAGCCUUUGGGACCCUGGGAGUUGGAGGAGGAUUUGCCCUGGGUGCAAAACUGUGCCGGCCUGAAUCUGAGGUGUGGAUAGUGUAUGGUGAUGGCUCCUUAGGAUACAGUGUUGCAGAGUUUGACACGUUCACUAGACACAAGACACCAGUUAUAGCUGUGGUGGGAAAUGAUGCAUGUUGGAGUCAGAUCUCCAGAGAGCAGGUUCCCAUCCUUGGCAGUAAUGUGGCGUGUGGCCUUGCAUUUACAGACUAUCACACAGUGGCUGAUGGUUAUGGUGGUAAGGGCUACCUUAUAAGGCGUGAGGACGAGGACAGGCUAAGCGACAUCAUCGGACAGGCUCAGAGGGAGACAAAGGAGGGCAAGGCUACACUCCUCAAUGUUCUUAUAGGGAAGACCAACUUUAGAGAGGGCUCUAUCUCUGUUUAGAGCAGCAGUGUUAAUAUUGUUAAGCUGUGCCCUGACCAGACCUCUGCUGAUCCUUUGUGCCCUUAAAGCCAUAUUUCACUUUGAUAAGAGGAAAUGUCUACAGUAAGCUGAUCUCCUACAAGAGUUCAGUUACGAUACUACUACUUACUCACUUACUUCCCUCAUCAGAUUAGCCACAAAUCAUUACUAGGAACGCAUCUGCAAAAAACAGUCAUGACUAUUAUUAUAUUAUUCAUAACCAUUUAAUUUAUUACUAUAUAUUUAUUUUAGUUAUUAUCUAUUAAGUUCUACUUAUACUUAAAACAUAGCUGCAGAUCCACCAGCCUAGAAACUAAAGCUUUUAUUGUGCGUGCUGCUUUCAGGGUCAUGUUCUGCUCUUUGAAAGACAAUUGCUGCAAUUUAAGAAGGGAAAGACAGAAAAGUAAGAAACUCUUGCUUUGCUGAGGGAUUUUACUUCUUUGAGUGCUCGGGGUGGGGGGGUGUUAGAUGUUUGACCUUUAACCAGCCUAUUAUAACUUAAAUAUUUCUUGCAAAUAAACCAGUGGCAGAAAAUCACUCUGCCUGAGAGAGAACAUCGGUUUAAGUUAUCAAACGUGACCAGUAUGCCUUUUCUCCUCGCCUUUUUAAGGGGAUACAUGAAAUCUUACAGCUGUGAUUUCCUUUAUCAGUUGGAAUAAAAAUUUGUUGAGUGGGAAAUAUUUUUUGAAUGUUGAGAUUGACAAAUGGUAUGCCUUUUAAUGUUUGAUUGUAUCUUCAAAGACAUUGAUAUGUUUAGAUUGAAAAUGUGUCUGCUGAUUCGGUUAUGUACUUGAUAUUUAACUUGUAUGCAGUGAUGUGGGCUGUCAUUUAAAAUAUGCCUAUACACAAUAUGUAUUGCACUAUAAUUCUAACUUAUUUACACACUUGGUGUGUGGGUCAUCUCACUCCAAAAUGUACUGCUGUUUUAUUGGGGAUUAAUUUAGGGGAUUGAGGGUAUGUUAAACUUUUGAUCAAAAAAUAUUACUUUGGAUUAAUUCUCAAAUAAACUGGAAAACGACA
Messenger RNA from Lates calcarifer (barramundi perch), 3253 nucleotides. RefSeq names its product ilvB (bacterial acetolactate synthase)-like (gene ilvbl). Gene Ontology annotation, biological process: L-valine biosynthetic process. The transcript is spliced from 14 exons. Bases 338 to 2215 code for a protein of 625 amino acids. Lineage: Eukaryota; Metazoa; Chordata; Actinopteri; Centropomidae. The record is from RefSeq and is a predicted model, not a curated record. Gene Ontology annotation, cellular component: acetolactate synthase complex. Gene Ontology annotation, molecular function: thiamine pyrophosphate binding; magnesium ion binding; flavin adenine dinucleotide binding.